Molecule: messenger RNA, 4169 nt
Organism: Tricharina praecox
Lineage: Eukaryota; Fungi; Ascomycota; Pezizomycetes; Pezizales; Pyronemataceae
Exons: 3
Coding region: 295-3996 (1233 amino acids)
Source: RefSeq, a predicted model, not a curated record
CAACCCGCCCACACACAGCACAGAGCGACAAGACAGUCCAGUCUCUUCUCCAGUGCCCUUUUUACCCCUCCAAUCCAAUAUCCACUCCUCCCCCCUCCGCUACACCCAAUAACCAUCCCCUCUCUGCUCGAUUUCCGCGUUUUGAGAUGAGCUCCACUGCAACGGCCACGUUCGGUUUCUGAUCUGGUUCCUGCUUGCCGCCACAUACACCGCCCCCCCCCUACCGUUUGCUUGCUUGCUGCCUGCUGCUGCUGCUGAGUUCGCUGGCGAUACAUACAAAUACUCGCGCACUCUAUGGGCAGCGAUCUGGUGGAGCUCCCUGAGCUCGAGUUGACCGAGGACGGAAAGGUGGUCGAUGGGAGUGAAGUCUCGUCGGCGUCCGACGAGAACACGAAUGGGGAGGAGCGCGAGAACGAUGCGACGCCACUUCCAGACCAGGAACAGCAGCCAGCGAAGAACGGCGCCGACAUCGCUGGUGAUGCUGGCGCUACAGAAGUGGUACAUGAUGCUGCUGCUGCUACUGCUACUGGCAGCGACGUGGUGGACACCUGUGCCAGUGAUGACAGCAACGAGAACGACCGGCCAGCAGCAGCGCUCGACGAUGCCAAGGGCGAGGGCCAAGGCGAGCAGCAGGAAGAGAAGAAGACGGAGGAGACUGUGGCUGGAGACGCCGAAGGUGAAGGGCCUAGAGAAUCAGCGGGAGAAGUCGAAGGAGGAGGAGGAGAACAUGAUGGAGGAGUAGUAGUGGAUGAAUGUCGAGCUGCCGAAGAGGGGGGAGGCAUCGAGGUAACCGAGAAAUGCCCAAAGGACGGCGAGGAGAACGGUCAGGAUAACCACGACGAUGGCAGUGUUGUGGGGGGAGUUCGCGUCGAAGAAGAGGAAGAAGGUGAAGAACCUUCUGCUCCGCCCCCGCCUCCAGCUGAGCCAACCGAAGGCGACAACCCCAACCGCGACGAGGGCCACAGCGACGACCACGACAAAGAAGAGGAGCACAAUAAUCCUCAACACCAAGAAGAGGAAGCUACUGCAGUAGUAGCUGCAGAAGAGCACGAAGAAGCCAGAGAAGCCACUGAGGAACAAGCCAGAGAAGUCUCGGAAGAGGCAUCAGCCACUGAAACAAAAGAAGAAGAGGAGAAGGCAGAACCCAUCCAGGAGGGCGAACAGCCUUCGCAUCCAACUGACCUUCACUCCUCCACUCCACCGCCUGCGGACGAACCGGACACUCCUCCAGAGCCAGCGCGCGAACCUUCGCCCGAACCUGAGCUUGCAUCUGUACCUGAGCCUGCGCUUGCACCUGAGCUUGCGCCAGAAUCCGAGCUUGCAUCUGCACCUGCCCCUGCGCCCGAAGCCGAACUUGAACCCGAGCCCGAGCACGGGCCCGAGUCCGAGUCCACGCCCGAGUCCGCGCCAGAGGAACAACCCGUCGAAGCGAACGCGGAGGACGAAGAUCCUUCGGCGCCACACACCAAGCCGGAACCAGAACCACAGCCCGAGCCUUCCUUCCCUGUCGUCUUUGUAGCCGAAGCGACGCCAGAGAGUGCGCCAGACGAAAACGACGAAACACUAGGGAAGGCUGACGUCGACACCGACGCCGACGACGAAACAUCUGCGCACGGACAUUCUGAGGAUCGUGAACUCGCCACCACAGCGGACGAGACAGAAACUUCACAGGGGGCAGAGGGAACACUGAUUACCGAAGAACCCCUUGUGAUCGCAAGUCCGCCGACUGUUGUUUCUUUUUCAGCUGCAACAUUCGACGCUCCAAACCCAGCUGACCCCGACUACCCCGCGCGGCAACCAAUCACAAGCCCCGACGCUAUCCCCAACCCGGCAGCUCCACCAAUCAAAAUGGCGGACGAACCCACCGCCAUUCCCCCUGCGCCUGUCUCCACUGACAUCGCCACUGAUCCCGCCCCUGAGACCACUAUGCCUAGCGAAUUACCGCCCGACGAAGAAUUUCACGAGGAAGAAUUUAACGACGAAGAAUUUCACGACGCUGGUGGACGUAGUGUACCCUCUGGAAUACAGACAGCUGAGGAGAUUUACGGCUUGUCGCACGCCGCCGCCGAAGAAGAGCCCGAGGAAGAGGAAGAAGUCGCGCAGCAGCCUCGGCACCACAAGUCGCGACAUCAUCGCGACGACGAGCCAGAGGAAGGGAGACGUCGCCACAAAACACCCGAGGAGCGCGCCGCACGAAAGGCGAAGAAGGCAGCGGAGAAACUCGCGAUCGAGACAGGAGAGUCGCCUUCCGAUACUCGCUCGCAAGUCAAACGGAAGCGUGACAACAAAGCCUACGAAGAACCGAUACCGUCGAUACCGCUAGAACCGUACACGCCCACGCCCUCCAGUCGCAAGUCGUCGAAGAAAGCAGAGGUGUUGUUGGGAAUGGAGCCUGAGCUUGCAGCGAAGGAGAGGCGGCGCCACAGGAAGCGUCGCGAGGAGGAAUCGCUGGCAGUACCUGAUGCCAUGCCCGAACCUGUCCACAUACCCGACGACAUGUUGGAUAUCCCCGACGUUGAUCCCGAGAUUCCCCUGGAGAAAGCGGAGCGGAAAAGGAAGCACAAGAAGGAGAAGCGGGAGAAGCGGCCGAGCAGGGGCGAGGCCGAUAUGCCUCCGCCGGAGGACUUACGCGAAGGACGCAUCUCAAGAAAGGCAGCAGGAAUACUGGGAUUGAAGAAUGGCGCUGAGGUGGUUAGAGCGUUGUCAAGGAGUAGGUCUAGGACCAGGUCGCCCGGGGUUAGAGCGAGAUCUGGCUCCAGGCAUCCCGCCGAGGACCUGCGCCCUGACAUGGCUGGUGUUGCAGUCGACGAAGAGCCGCCGGUACCGCAAUCCAGCUUCCCUGAGGAGGAGGCACGAGAGUCGCGACGACGUCGGCGUCACAGAGAACGGCGCAUGGAGGACGAAGAGGGCGCGGAGGAACCACGACACCGCCGACACAGAUCGAAAAACCCGGUCGAUGAGACUGAUGCCGAGCCUAGAGAGCAUCGGCACAAAUCCAAGACCCGAGUGCGAUCGCUGUCCCGUCACGUGUCUGGCGGGUCCGAGGUCGCUGAAGAGCGCCAUCAUCGUAGCAGAAAAAAGCACGGGUCGGAUGAAGCGAAGGAGGAGCGACGUCAUCGACACAAGGAUAAGGGGGACCGAGAGAAGGAAAAGAAAGAGAAGAAGUCACGCUCAAAGUCUAGACAUCCGGAUGAUGACGACCGAGAGCAACGAAAAGCCCGUAAGGCUGCCAAAACUGCCGCUCGUUCGAACGGUCCAGUGCCAGUUCCGGUUGCCAUGGAGCAGCAAAUCCAACCGGAGGUCGUACCUGCAACUGCCUCCAUAGCUUUUGAGCCAGAAGAGGUAGCCCACCCGCCCUCUGAACACCUGCAGCAAGACCUCGAAGCACCAGUCCCGCAGUUUGCAGGUCCCUCGUCGUUUCUGCAGGAACCGUCUGCGCACGAGCUGGAGGCGUCAGAGCUCGCGCACAAGGCUCGUCGAGCGGAGCGGAAAGCACGCAAGCAGGCGCGGACGGAAGAGGUGCUGAAGGAUAGUGGGCAUUCUCUCUCAUCCGAAGGGAAGAAGGAGAAAGCGAAGGAGCGAGAGAAGGCGGGCAGGAGUCGCAGCAAGAGCUUCUCUACCCCCGAAGAAGAGGAGGAGUACAGGCUACGCAAGGAGGCGAAACGCGCGCGGCGACAGAUUCCCGGCGAGGGCAUCGACCCGGGUUACCUCAGUCCUGUGGACGAGAGGCUUAGGAAGGGCAAGGAGCGGGAAAGGCCGGCGAUGCCGGAGGUGGUGGCCACGGGCAGGGAAAGGGCGCUGACGGAAGGGGCCAAGGACAGGUCCGACAGGGACAAGGGCGAGCGCGGAGAUAGGCCAAGGACGAGACCCAGACGCAAAACGGAUCCCACCACGACGGAGAAACGCAACAAGAGGGGCGUUAGCGAUGCUGAGGAAAGCUCUGCGGAGAAGGGCGGGUUCUUCAAGAAGGCGUUUUCGAAAUUCUUGAGGGUUUGAAUUGAAGGACACGAUCUAAUGAUGGGAAUGGAAUUACUACUGCUGGAGUUUUUUUUCUUCUUUUUUUCUUUUUCGUUUUCGUUUAUUUGUUGCGUUUGGGCGCGGCACUGGAGUUUUCUGUCUGUACGACUUUAUGAUGGAGAUGACGGGGAUGGACCUUAUGACGAGUGGGA